AUGACACUAGCCGAAACGGCCGUCAGCCAAAUCACAGACUUAAAUCUGAAUCUGAAAAAUUACGUCUUGUUAAAAUGCACAUUCUGGCUUAUACCUACAACAGCUUGUUCAUGCACGAGACGUGCGUCUGCAUACACUCACACAUUCCAGAGGACAGAAAAGCAAAUUAUUUCUGGAAGUGACAGAUUCGACAACCGACAGAUGCGAAUAAAGGACCGCAUUUUGCAAAAGAAGAAAUAUUUAACAACUCGCAACAGCAUAUCAUCUGUAGACAGUUUAGACCUAGUUCGCAUGAACGUACCACCUUCCGCAAGAAAACGGUGGACUACAUUAGAAAGCGCUGGAAGAAGUCUUUUUGUUUUAUCAACUAUUCUUCUGCUUGUUGGAAUAAGUAUUACCAUUUUGGGUUUCAUCGAUUUAAAAAUGGCUCCAUCUCAUCAGCUUUUUUUGCAAAUAAUUGGACCUGCAUGUCUCAUGGCGACCGCGGUCAUGUGGGUUGUGGGUGGUGUAUUCUGUCGAUUGUGGACUGUUGAAAUGCAAAGGCAAAAACAUUCUAUGGAAUUGAGAACUCGAGUUCAACUUCACGCGCUUGCUAUAGACUUGCUCAAAAAUCCUCAAAUCUUUUCUACACAAGCUCUUGAAGAUCCGCAGAUACGAAGUCAACUUUUAUUAAAACUUAGACAACAAAAUGCUCUUGACACAAGGUUUGAAACGAGAUUUGUUAUGAUAUUCAUUUGCGAUCAUGUCGUUGGUUUUUAUAAUGUGCUGAAAAAAGUGAAAACUUAA
Helobdella robusta is the source of this 786-nucleotide messenger RNA. RefSeq lists its product as hypothetical. NCBI's taxonomy places the organism in Eukaryota, Metazoa, Annelida, Clitellata, Rhynchobdellida, Glossiphoniidae. The coding region runs from base 1 to 786 and encodes 261 amino acids. The record is from RefSeq and is a predicted model, not a curated record. The transcript is spliced from 3 exons.